UUAAGGAAGUACCGCCGCAUAUGAAUGCAUCACCUCUUAAUGCGGAGCUGUACUCUUGCAAAUUUUUCUGGACUGUUGGACUGGUGUCAUCAAACAAACUCAAAAUGCCGUCAAAUUAUUUGUUUUACCUUGGAUUGGUUUUGACCUCCGUUGUUGCAAAUGAUGUGAUGAACACAACCCAGGAUUCCAGUACUCUACAAGCAAUUAUCACCACAGAAGCCACUGACCCAGUGGUCACCAGUAGCGCCACUUCCACGACCGCCAGCAUCACCACAAAGACCUCAAAUACCCUGGAGACCAGCAGAAGCAUGAACGCAUUUGAUAGAAACACCAACACCACAUCUACUCCAGGAGACAGGAACAAGACUCAGACCAGUGAUGGAGGUGUUGCCAGGACUACCAUCCCCAUGAAGAAGCCUUCAUCUAAGCCAACUCCCAUAAAUAAAAACCUUUCAUCUACAACAAAACAUAAUCCAACAACCACAAAAAUGGCCAACAAAUCUACAAAGUCAAGCGAGAGCACUGGAAUCAUCAUCGUGGUCGUAAUCGCCCUUGUAAUCGUUGCGUUUGGUGUCGUUUGCUUUGUGUCACGGAGAAGAGGAAGGCGCUACUCGGUUGAUUUUGCCGCGAGCCCCGAUGAAAACGUCCCACUCAGCACCAUACACCCGGAAGUCCGUGCUGAGUCUGCGCCUCAAAACGGUCUGAAAUCCUUUGAUAGCACAGAAACGGCUGGUACUGAGCCAAAAGGACCAGAAGUAGCGCCUGAAACACAGGAAGAGAAAAAAGAAGAGGCUGCCAUAUCUACUGCUGCACCCAGCGCUGAGGCUGCUGCUCCACCCGAAGCUGCAGCUGCAUCGGCAUCAGAAGCUGCACCUUCAGCUGCGGCUCCUUCUCCAGACAGCUCGGAGGUAAAACCAAAAGCGGAUGACGCCAAGCAGAGUUCCUCAGCACCCGUGGACCCUCUUGCUGAAGAGAAAACCGAUGAUGAAGGUGCCGUCUCCAACAAGACUUCGGUGGAGUCACUGAAGGAGACGAAUGAGAACAACAGCAACAACUCUGGCUCCAGCCAGAGGAGAGCCUGGCAGAGGAGCAACACAAUCUGGGAAGUCGGUGUGGACUGUCCGGUGUGAGGUACGGCGUCCACCUUGGAUUCCUGCUGUCCCUCAGAGGAGAGGAUGCAGAAGAAGCCAGAUUGACUGCAGAGGAUUAACUCACUUCAGCUCAUCCUCUGGGUUUGAAGCUUGAUCUCUUGUUGCAAAGUGUAUUUUUGUGUAAAAGUGUGAAAUAUUGUACAUCAUUUUUACAUGGCUUCUGCUCCAACUCAGUGUCUGAUGUACAAAGUAAACUGUGUAUGUGAUGACCUUGUAAUAAAUAAUGUUUUUCCCCUAAAAGCAUAAAGAAUGCAUGAUCUGCAAAACCAUUAGAUCUUACCAGGUACUUUUGUCUUGUUUCUACUGCAAAUUUCUUAGUACACUUGAAAUAAGACAAAACCAACUUACAUUUACUUUUUAGCAACAUGUAAGUGUUGCUUUAAGUCAAUAAUUCUUGAACAUUUAUAAAGAACUAUUGGUCCCACUGGCAAAUUAUUUUACUUAUAACAUUGGAAAAAUGUCGUUACAUGGAACUAGUACUUUUUUAAAAUCAAUAUUAAGGAAUUAUCGACUUAAAGCAAGCUGCAACAUCUUGCUAAAAACUUCAGAUUCUCCCAGUUGAAGUUGAAAAAAUCUGUACAGUCCGUUACUGAAUCAAGUUCUUAGGUCAUGUGUAAAACUUUCUGAAGCCAAUCAUUUACUCAGUCUUACUUUUAACUCUAUAGUGAUUUUAAAAGAUUUACAUCUUUAAAAAGUUCUUAUUCAUGAACUAUUCAUGUUUUCCCAAAUUCUAUUAGUUUAUUUACUAGUGUUUAUGAGAUGCACUUAUAGAUUUGAGAUGUGCCAAAGCCAUUUAGGGUCUAUUUAUAAAAGUUAUGAGAAAGUUGGAACUGAAGUUUAAAAACUGUUAGAAAUCUUUUUUAAAAGUUGUGAUUGGAGUUUAUUGUAACUAAUAAAUGUUUGUUAAAUUUG
Molecule: messenger RNA, 2063 nt
Organism: Xiphophorus hellerii (green swordtail)
Lineage: Eukaryota; Metazoa; Chordata; Actinopteri; Cyprinodontiformes; Poeciliidae
Product: nuclear pore complex protein DDB_G0274915
Exons: 10
Coding region: 21-1130 (369 amino acids)
Source: RefSeq, a predicted model, not a curated record